Molecule: messenger RNA, 552 nt
Organism: Haemonchus placei
Lineage: Eukaryota; Metazoa; Nematoda; Chromadorea; Rhabditida; Trichostrongylidae
Source: the annotation of a GenBank genome assembly
AUCGAAGAUCUCUUGGCGAAGAAGCAAACUUUCUACGAAGAUAAAAUCAGCGCCGAAAUCGCGAAUGCCAAGAAACAUGGGCAGAAAAACAAAAAAGCAGCAUUGGCAGCUCUGAAACGAAAGAAGCACUACGAAACGGAGUUGUCACGGAUCGAUGGGGUGAUGAUGAAAAUUGAAGCACAACGAACAGCUCUUGAGGGUGCUGGUCUCAAUAUGGAAGUAUUGGGAGUGCUGGAUCAAACUACGAAGGCUCUACAGAUAGCCAACCAGAACUUUGACCUAGACAAGGUUGGAGAUCUGAUGGACAGUAUAGCUGAAGAUUUGCAACUGUCUGACGAGUUCGCCAACGCCAUCAGUCAACCUAUAGGUGAUGUUCAUGACGAGGACGAAUUGCUUAAAGAACUUGAGGAUCUUGAGAAGAAUAAUGUACCUGCGGUCGAACUUCCGGACGUACCAGCUGGACCCAUCACCCGAUCACGAGCCAGUCGUGACAAGUUCCGCCGAAUGGACACCGAAAUGGAAGAGCUGCAGAAAUGGGCAGCUGCAAAUUGA